This is a messenger RNA of Cuscuta campestris, 2639 nucleotides long. Lineage: Eukaryota; Viridiplantae; Streptophyta; Magnoliopsida; Solanales; Convolvulaceae. The record is from the annotation of a GenBank genome assembly.
GCGUAAACCCGUGUUCCAACANCACCCCCCCCCCCCUCUAGCGUUGGUCUAUUAUUCUAACAAUUGGUAUCGGAGCCUAACUCGCGUCCAAACUUAACCGUUUGAGAGUAAAGCGAUCAUGGGCUCUUCUUCUAGAAAUCUCUAUGCAGGAAUUGGAGAAGGACAAUCAACGUCUAGGCCACCACUCUUUGAUGGCACCAACUACUCCUAUUGGAAGGAACGGAUGAGAAUCUAUAUUCGUUCCACCAACUUCCAAUUGUGGUUGGUGAUCAAAAAUGGCGAAGAAAUCCCUAUGAAGAAAGUGGGAGAAACCACGGUCCCAAAGACUGAAGACGAAUUUGAUGCCGAGGACAUCAAGAAGAUCGAAAACUAUGCAAAGGCCAUCAAUAUGCUAUAUUGCGCGGUCAACCCCGAUGACUACCGAAAGAUCUCCUGUUGCACAACCGCCAAGGAGAUGUGGGACAAGCUCGAAGUGACGUACGAAGGUACCGAUCAAGUUCGCGAAGCCAAGAUCGAUUUUCUCACCCAAGAGUACGAAAUGUUCCGGAUGAAAGAAGGUGAGAAAAUUGAUGACAUGUUCGACCGGUUCUCAAAGAUAAUCAAUGAUCUUAUUGCCCUCAAAAAGACUUACACCAACAAGGAUCUUGUGAGGAAAAUCCUGCGGAGCCUCACACCCGAAUGGAGGUCAAAAGCCGAUGCAAUCUACGAAUCCAUCGGAGUCUCCAACGUCACCUUCGACGGGCUAAGAGGUAACCUUAAAACCUAUGAAUCUACUAUUCUAACCCCGUCUUUGGAUGAACAAAAGAAGAAGGGAAUAGCGCUGAAAGCCACCAAGGAACCGGUGGAAGAGGCUUCAAGCGAUGACGACAAUGAAUUCGGGCUCGUCAUCAAAAUAUUCCACAAGUUCAUGAAGAAGGAAUUUGAGCGAAAGGGAAGGAAGCACGACGGUCCUCCCAAAUGCUACGGCUGUGGCGAGAUUGGCUACAUCAAGCCAAGGUGUCCAAAGGCCAAACACGGCAAGGACAAGCCUGGCUUCAAGAAGCAAAGGGCCUACAUCUCUUGGGGUGGCGAUUUCGGCGACGAAUCAACCGACCAAGAGGAGGACGAAGCUGCAAAUCUCUGCCUCAUGGCACACGAAGAUCAAAGCGACGACGUCCAAGAGGAGCUCUUGAAACGGUUUGAAAUGGACAACGCCAAAGCCAUGGCGACCCCGAUGAGCACGUCUGACCAUCUUGACAAACACGCGAAAGACAAGAACAGGGCAGGCACCUCCGGAAAAUCCAAGUCCAAAUCCCGAGCUCCAUCCACGACCUCCGAGGAACGCCUCUACUACGGCGAUGGAUCGUACCUCUGGUUCGAUUCCGAGGAGGAGCGCACCCGAUUUCUCACCUUUUUCUCCAAACGGGUUGUGGCUCCCCCACGAAUCAUCCCAGACCGCUACCCGGAAUUGCAGGGCUACGACGACCUCGACGCGCAGCUUCAUCAAGCCGGCCUUUGGCCGUUUGUCUCCCGGGCGCGCAAGGAGAUCAACCCGGCGCUGAUCCGGGCCUUCUACUCCAACCUCCGGCGUGAGGACGACGUGCUCUACUCGCUCGUCAAGAGCACGCCGAUCGAGCUCACCGUGGAACAGCUUGAGCGCAUCGCCGGCCUCCCCUUCCAAGGCGACGAUGUGUCUCACUAUGGUGGCAAGGAUUGGGUGCUCAACAACGAGGGCCUUAUCCUCAACGAGCUUGGCAUCACCGAGCUCAAACGCCAUGCCUCGGGACGCCCAACCAUCCACUCCGCCAACCCCGACGGCCGCCUCGUUCUCUACAUCGUCACCCGAAUCAUCAAACCGAGGAAGCACGGCCACACCAUCAUGCACGGUGAAGACCUCAAGCUUAUCCAUGUGAUCAUGCAUUCGGCCCCAAUCAAUUGGGCAAAGUUUGUCAUGAUCAACAUGACGAUUUCCGCGUCCACCGAGCACGACCACCUCCUCCCGUACCCGUUUUUGGUGAUGGACAUCCUUGAACGGUUCAAGGUAACCACCACCGUUGGUCCGCUCACGAAGGCCACGAAGAUUUGGACAAUCAGCAACCAAACCUUCCUCAAGCGGUCAGACAACGCCGCGGCUGCCACUGCCCAGCCACGCCGCACUGCCACUGCCGCUGGCCAAGCCGAACCCCAGGCCCGGGCCAACCUCGCCUCCAUCACCCACUCCCUCAACCAGCUCCACCUCAAGGUUGACGGGAUGGGGAGCUACCUUGAACGGCUCGACGUGGCUGUUCAACGCCAAGGAUACGCGAUGAACUCGUACUUCCAAGGCAUCAACUACGUCCCCCCACCGUACCACGGCACGUUCUUUGGGCAAGUGUACGGUGACGAAGACGAAGCCGAUGACUCCUACGCCCCGUCAAGCUCCCCGGAUGAAGACGAGUUCGACGAUGCCAUCGAUGGGGAUGAGAUGGACGUCGACAACGACGAGGAGGAAACCGAAGACGAAGACUAGGACUCCCCUAGAAUUUCUAUCUCUUUUACUUUAAUUAUCCUGUUCUUUUUUAAUGCUUCCGUUGUAAUCCGCUAUUUCCCUUUAUUAAAUAAAAUCAUUUCGUUUAUCUUUUUGUUAAUGUCAAAAGGGGGAAGAAAAGGGCUAUGCAUAU